This is a messenger RNA of Portunus trituberculatus (swimming crab), 999 nucleotides long. RefSeq names its product zinc finger protein 525-like. Gene Ontology annotation, molecular function: RNA polymerase II cis-regulatory region sequence-specific DNA binding; DNA-binding transcription factor activity. The transcript has 3 exons. NCBI's taxonomy places the organism in Eukaryota, Metazoa, Arthropoda, Malacostraca, Decapoda, Portunidae. Bases 1 to 999 code for a protein of 332 amino acids. Gene Ontology annotation, biological process: regulation of transcription by RNA polymerase II. The record is from RefSeq and is a predicted model, not a curated record.
AUGAGCAGCAAGAAGCCGCAGUCUGUCUCAGGUGUUGGGAGGUGCAGGCAUGGGGGCGGGAAUCACCAAGAGCCAGGCAGCUCCUGCCACAAAGGAGAGGCCAGGUUAAAGUGUCAGCUGUGUGAUAAAACCUUUGAAUCUAAAAGUAAGGUGAGGCUCCAUGCCCAGAAACACAGUGGUGUUAAGGACUUAGAGCAUGGGAAGUGUGGCAGGAAAUUUACCUUAAAAAAUCAUCUCACCAGACACAUAAAGGCACACACUGGAGUGAGGAAUUAUGAGUGUGAGGAACACAUCAAGGCACACAGUGGAGUCAAGAAGUAUGAUUGUGAGGAGUGUGGAAAGAAAUUUUCCACACAGGGUAACCUCACCACACACACCCUGAUACACAGUGGUGCAAAAAGGAGUGUCAGGCAUCACAAGUGUGAAGAGUGUGGUAUGAAAUUUACCGUAAAGAGUAAUCUCACUAGACACAUCAAGGCACACAGUGGAGUCAAGAAUUAUAAGUGUGGGGAGUGUGGCAAGAAAUUUUCCACACGGGGUAACCUCACCACACACAUUGUGACACACACUGGUGUCAGGAACUAUGAGUGUGAAGAGUGUGGCAUGAAAUUUACCAUAAAGAGUAAUCUCACCAGACACAUCAAGGCACACAGUGGAGUCAAGAAGUAUGAGUGUGAGGAGUGUGGCAAGAAAUUUGCCACAAAGAGUAACCUCACCACACACACCCUGACACACAAUGAUAUCAGGAAGUAUAAGUGUAAGGAGUGUGGCAAGAAAUUUGCCACAAAGAGUAACCUCACCACACACACCGUGACACACAAUGGUAUCAGGAAGUAUAAGUGUAAGGAGUGUGUGUCAGGAAUUGAGUGUGAGGAAUAUGGGGAAAUAUUUCUUACCAUUGGUGCUCUCAACAGACAUGCCUUCAGACACACAGGCUUGUUCAAGUGUUCAAGUGUGGCAAGUGUUUCAAGACAGAGCCAGAAUUUGCUGGCCACAUGA